Molecule: messenger RNA, 914 nt
Organism: Cheilinus undulatus (humphead wrasse)
Lineage: Eukaryota; Metazoa; Chordata; Actinopteri; Labriformes; Labridae
Product: CD209 antigen-like protein A
Exons: 6
Coding region: 58-810 (250 amino acids)
Source: RefSeq, a predicted model, not a curated record
GAGCGACUACAGAACGUAAACCAGGCGUCUGAACACCCCAGCAGAGUUUUCUGUAAAAUGUCUUCAAACAUCUACGAAGAGCCGAAAGUGAGCAUGAAUGUGAGAUUCAGCGGAGGAGUCCAGAAAGACGGAGGAGAGCGAGAGGAGAGGGUGGUGGACAUCUAUGAGAGCGCCGACACCUGGACCGACCAAGGAGGACUCUGUCCAGAGCAUCCUCCGCCGGUCCACAGAAACCCUUUCAAAGCUGUCGCACUGAUCCUGGCUCUGCUCUGCCUCCUGCUGGUCAUAGCUCUCACCGUGCUGACUCAUUUCUACGACAUCAACAUGACGUAUAAAAGCAGUUAUGAGGAGAUGAAGAACAAAUACGACUCUCUGAGCAACAGUUUGUGUCUGUUUGAGAACAGCACCGUGGUUUGGACAAGAUUUCAGCUCAGCUGUUACUACAAAUCUACUGAGAAUAAGAGCUGGGAUGAAGGCAGACGGGACUGUCAGGAUAGAGGAGCAGACCUGGUGGUCAUCAACAGCAGAGAGGAACAGGACUUUCUGAGAGAGCUGAACAAAGGAGGCACUUCAUGGAUUGGUCUGCAGUCAGUGGUGAAGCAAGAGUGGGACAAAACAUCAAAAUGGGAGUGGAAAUGGGUGAACAAUUUCCUGAAAAUGCUGCUCUCAUGGGGGACUGGAGUUGUUACGACGCCUUCAGAAGGGUCUAAAGUUUUCAUGAAUCAGCGAGGGAGAUUCAACCACACCAGCAGUGGUCUGAGAGGAUGGAUAUGUGAGAAACCAAUCAUCAGUGGUAACCUCUCUGUCUAACACCUGCUCCUGUGAUGAAUCCUGGUUUACCAAUGAUCUCUGGUAAAAUUGAUGUUUCUGCUUGUCUCACCGUUAACUGAGCUUUCUUUAAAAUAUCAAAAUAA